UAAAUUACGUUAUAUCUUUAUCAAAAACCCGCUCAAGUUUUCAAAAUAACUCGAAACUGGUUAAGUUAAGGGAAGAUUGAAUGAAAUGUCAAACUUGUGUAUGCUAUCAGUUUCAUUCCGAUGAAAUGCAUGGUUGAUGUUAAAUCCCCAUGCAGUUGUGCCAACAUGAAUUGAAGUAACUGAUCGAAACGAAACAAAUACGACGUAUGUUACACCAGAACGUUUUUUCGAAAGCCCAUAGGAGUUCCAAUAUUUAAUAGAUAAGUCGUGCAAUUAUACAUAACACAAAUAGUUUGGUUAAAGUUUUAAAAUACAAACAAACAGACAAACAAACAAAACUAAUACAAGUAAACAAGUUUCGAAAAAUGCGUAGUAAAAUGUCAAAAGGUUGAAAUACGUCUCUACAACUGAACUGAUGCUUAUCGGAAAUGAUUCAAGACAGAGCAGAUUCUUGUUUGCCAAAAUAUUUAUUUUAAUGCGUUCAGUUGAUGUUCGUAUAUCGAGGUGCUCAGUUGAUUUUUCGAAGAAAAGCAAAACACGAAAAUAAAAACAUAAAUACUAUUUGUUUAAUUUGGUUUUGGAAAUAAAUUCCAGUGAAAUGACAACAUUUAGAACAUUGUUAUUCUUAAUUUUUUCAAUUUUCACAUCAAUAUCAUCAAACGAUGCACGAGAUUCUGGACAUGACUUGAAUUUCAUUGCUGUUCGAAUGAUGGAAGAAUUUAUUCGUGCAAACAAUUACAGUACCGAUUGCCUGCAGCAAGUUAAGAAUCAAAUUUCCGUAGAGUUUUUUGUUGAUAAAAUGUUUCGCAAAAAAUUAAUCAAUAAACAUAAUGAACUCAACAAAAAACUGUAUAAUGUGAACGAAGCGUUCGCCCAUAAUCUACAAAAUACAAAAAAAGAUGUUCAAUUGCAAACAUUUUUCGUGUCUGACUCAACCGAGGUGUAUGACAUAACAAUAAACAAAGUCAAUGGACUUUUUGGCGAAUUUCAAUUUUCAUCAGUUCAAAUGACCGAAAUACUACUGCAAUUUAUUGGCUCAAAUCAAUUGAAACAUUCGAUACACAAGUCGAUUCGUCUUGUAACAGAACCGGUGAAAAUAAAAAUGGAUCCAUUGUCCUCGAAUCGUGUCAAUUUCAAUUAUUACACUUUUGACAAUGUUUGGAACUAUGAAAUCGACUUCGAAAUCAGUAAUAAAUCCAUAAUUAAAUUCCCGUAUAAUCCAUCAGCGCUAUACCCUUCGGAAAUAACACUGAAUGUACUGAACUUCAUUGAAAGCCACCCGAACUUUAUCACAUCGCUCAAUUAUGACAAUGAACAACAAAUAAAAUUAAUAAAUAUUAACGGAACUUAUAUUUUAAAGGGUUAUCCGGUAAUCGAAAAAUUAUCAAGCGCCCAAGUGAAAGCGAUCAUUUCGGAUAAAGACGACCUUUAGAAUUUCCAAAUACUUGUUAUUGAAAAUAUUACAAAGUUGAAAACAACACCGGAGCAACGGAAAACAAUAAACAAUGAGCAAAGACUGAAAAACAAAACAAAAUUAUGAAAUAGUCUAUUGGAUUCGAGUGAAUUUUUGUUUUCAAGAAUCACCUUUAAGUUGGUAUAUUGUUUAUGUUUACUUCAAACUGAAAAUACACACCAGACAUCAACACAGUGAUUGAUAAGAAUAUAUAUGGGAUGUGUUGGGCUAUCACAAAGGUUAUGCUAUAUCAUCACCAUGUGACAGCCCACGUACACAAUCCCUUGCAAAUAUUUUAAGAGUUGUUUUUGAGCAAAAUAUUUUCAUUCGCUUUUUGAACCUCGUUCGAUCAUCAAAUCAUUUAAAUAAUACCGGUUCGCUAUAUGAAUUGCAGUCUUAUUCUACAGCUCAUAUUUUUAAGUGGUUUAGCAUUUUACUAUUGUUUUUUUAAGUUAAUUUUUAGAAGACCAUAAUGUUUACCAAACUAAUUUUUGUUUUUUUCACCUUGUUCGGAAGAUAUUUAUGUGCUGAGGUCGGUUUAUUUAUAUGUAAUUUCAAUGGUAAAAUGUACGGUGAAUUGGAUGUAUUUGAUGGUGGUGCGAAUGGAUGUGCGAAAUGUAUAUGCAUCGAGACUCGUGUUUAUUGUAACACAACGAGGUGCCCGAGUACAACAAACCCACCACCAACCACUACUACACUACCAUCAACAAUAACGAAAUUCGAAGAAGAUCCCAACCAAGAAGUUGAAUCUUUCAAUGAAAUAAUUUAUAAACCUUAUCAGACUGGAUCUGGACCAGUGUACCGAAAUCGAGCUGGUGUUUACGUUCAUCAGCUGGACGAUAUUGACAUACAAAGGAAAAUUUAUUGUCCCAACGGAGAAAAUUGUUAAAAUAGCACAGUGCAAAAACUGAGUUGUGCUCGCUCAUCUAUACGUCCGACGUGAUAAAUGCAAAUCUAAACAGCACUUCGUACUUCUUUCUGUCUGCUAUGAUAUGUACAAGACGGUGAAUAAAAAUCAGAAAACAAUUGAAUUUGCGUUUUAACACUAACAUCA
Messenger RNA from Contarinia nasturtii (swede midge), 2507 nucleotides. RefSeq lists its product as uncharacterized. Lineage: Eukaryota; Metazoa; Arthropoda; Insecta; Diptera; Cecidomyiidae. The transcript is spliced from 4 exons. The record is from RefSeq and is a predicted model, not a curated record. Bases 599 to 1432 code for a protein of 277 amino acids.